UGUUCUUCAUCAAUAUUCGAUAAAAUUUUCUCAUCCAGAUCCUUAAGAAUGUUCAUCUUUUCGUUAAGAAUUUUCUCAUUUGUCAAAAGUUCUUGUUCUAAGUUAUGAAAUGUUUCUGUCGUUACGUUUUGCUGCAAAAUAGCAUGUGUUUCAGAAAGACAUUUUUUAGCGACUACUCUGUGCAUAACACGUGAUCUUUUCCAUGUUUUAAUUUGUUCUUCCAUCUUUGUGAAGGUUGUGAAAAAAAAUUUCUUUGGUAAAAAAUGUCCAAGUAAGAAAAGUAAAACCACGAAUAACUAAGCACGUGUUUGUAAAAUAUAAAUCAACAACAAUAAACUUUGGUAAAAUCUCCAAUCAACAAGAAUAUUCUUCUGUUUAAUUUUAAUCACUAAAAUUUCCUAUAUAAUUAUGAACUAGAUUUUCUAAAAAUUUCCCGGGUCUCGGCACCAUUUGUUGGAUCCCGGGAAAAGAAUUACGAUCAGACUGAAUAUUAAGUUUUUCUUUCUCAAACAUAAGGUUUCAACUAUUACCUAAUUCACCACACAAAUAUAUCCAAAGUGAGGGAGGCUCUCCACCAGAGAGAUCUGACAGCUAGCAUGCUAAAAGAGCUGGACUUAGCUAUUCUUCUUCGAAAUCUACGUUUAGCCCAAAAUCCUAAAAAAUCGUUUGUUUAAGAUUUAAGCAUGGCUAGAAAACGUGACAAUAUCUUAUGUUAACAUGCCAAACAUAUAAAAAGCACAAUACAAAGUUUUUUGAAUACUAAAAGGUCAAAACGACCAACAAAUCUUCAAAAUGGCCACCAUUACAUUAGAUCCUCCACCAACCACGCUGUCAACGCUAGAACUUUGAAGCGUACGGGGGUUCAUAAUUAAAAUGGCGUUCAUAUUUCAUGUUUUGUUUUUGAUAACACGCUUUUUUUAAAAAAAAAAUGUUAACCAUGUAAACUAUUCUUUUUAAUUAAUGAAUAAAAACAAAUAGCAUAAUAACAGAUAAUAAAAUGAGAUGUUUCACACCCCCGGUUUCUCAAGGACUUAGCGAAAUCAAAGAAACCACCGCUACCAGUUUGCGUGACUGACAGACAGCAAACACACAGACGUCAUUUCAUUAAAGCAGAGGUUUCUCGCCAAAAGACUACUUGCUUUUGUCUCCCUAAAACACUAGAAUCAGUCGAAGUCGCGAAAAAAUGCUUAAUAAUCAGUUUUUAUUCAGUUGUAAUUUUUUGACGAUUGUUCUUCGUUUUUGGUUUUUAAAAAAUAACUUUACAGGAUAUGGGGAGGGGGCAAUGGAAAAAACUAUGAUGCAACCAUUUUAAUCAGAAGAAAGACGAAUAUCGUAUCAUCGUUAAAGAGGCGCGUUAAUUGGAGUUAACGCCCAAAAUGGGCGCACUUCUUUUGACUCAAAUUAGCUCGCGGGUGUUAACACGAGUUAACGCGAACAUACAUUUGUAUUUAUAAUGAGAAUAUUUUGCUGUGCAAAAACUUCUACAAAAAAAAUUUAAAAUGGCGGAGAAAAAAAGAUUAAUCAUUAUAGUUAUUGUAGAAGAUGGUGAUAUUACCCUUUUUUAAUAAAAAUUACGGACCGAUAAUAUAGGUUUUAUUUCUUGCUUUUGUCUCUUUUAAUUUCUCUUAUAAAAAGACAUAGCAAAAAGUCGCCCCCUCGAAAGUAUUAAACAUAUUUCGAAUUCAAUCAGCGUUAAUUUUUACUUGUAAAAGAAAUGACCCGCGCUAAAUACUCAAAUAACUAAUUCUGAGAUCAGGAAAAAGCGCGGAAAAGUUAACGCGCAUUUAGUGAGUUUUCUUACGUACUUUCAAUUUCCGCACGUAAUGCAAAAUCCUUUUCUCUAGUCCUGUUUAUUCGCUUGUCGGAGCAGAGAAAACAAAAGACAAAGCAUAUUAGUGUCUGUUUUUUUUUAGUUUCUAAAGUUCUUCGAAACCACUUACUUGUAUAAAUUAAUUUUUUUGCGUAUAUAUAACGUAAAACAAGCUAAGCAGUUAGUGCAGAAAUUAAUAUUGCGGUAAACUGUGUUUGUAGUGAAGAACAGUUUUGAGUUGUUCGUUACUUUAUGUACAACAUAGUUAAAAUAAUAUUUUUGUUUGUUUACGAAUUUAUACUCGCGUAAAACAUCAACCGUAAUUGUAUCAUGUAUAAACUAAUCUCGUUCGUCGUUCUAAUAAAUACGAUGGUAUGUUGGGGUAGAAGUCUACAGAUUGUUCAAGUGGCAAGAGAAAAGGCUUUUGAAAAGGUUCAAGGGAUUCCACUAAAAUGUCAAAAAGAAUUAUUUUUGAAGAAGUUAAAAGGAAGUUCUGGGGAAGCAUUGAAUAUUAAUGAGAUUAAAAGAUGUAAAAGAUUUUAUCCACAAUGCAACGGAAAAUACACUACAAUACGUAGCACGUAUGGGUUUGAUCCAAAAACCAAAACUGUUUCAAUAGUAUGGGGCGUAGCAAUGAGUGAGAAAAGUCAAGGAUGUUGGGGAUACAUUCUAAACAUUAAAAAUACGAAGGGGUCGAAAUCAAAAUAUCUUAAUUUGGACACUGAGGCAAGUCCUUAUUUCAUUUCUACCUAAACAAAAAAUUUUCAUUUUUAAAGUUAUUAAUGCAUGAUUUCUUUCAUAGAAUCACACGUUUCAAGAUGAAAUACCUGCCAUGUUUGGAAUGUCGUAUAACAUUACCGCGAUUUCAUUACCUGAUGGGAAACACGUAUCAGUCGUUGAGACAAUCCCAGAUAAAUGUGAGGUUGAACUCCUUGACAAAGCCUUAAAACUAUACUUAACUGGGCAGAUUCACAUGAGAAAGGAUAACCUAUCAUGGGCGAUCAAGAAGUACUGCAGGGACUAACGUAACAUGCUUGAUGACUACGGAUGGUGACAUACAACCCAUGCUGGAAUUCUUCAGCCCGAAUGUUAAUUAACUGUUAGAUUAUAUGAUUUGUAUUCUUUAUUACAAUAACCCUUAAACAAUUAAGUACACCUAUUGUCGCUUUUUUAAAUGGCUAGAGUACCUGCCUUAUCUUCCAUAAGCUAAACGCAUGAGCAUUUACUUUUAGAUAUCGAAAUAGAGGCUUAUAUAGAAAAAAAAUUAAAUUUACUAUCUGUCAAUGCUCAACUUGGUCCAUGUGGGUUGUUUUGAGGUUUUCGGCAAAUCUAAGGGUUAAAUUGAUUAGAUAGACAUUGCUUGAAUGUAGCGUUUAAUUAGAUUGUAAAUAUAUUGCUUAAGUAAAUAUUACCUAAAGGGAACAUAUCCCUAAAAAUAUAUAUCAUUGUCAAAUUUUUUUUUCCGGUAUGUUGUAUUAUUUUCACGAUAGCAUGCUAGCCUUCAACUUUACGUAACACUUUUUCUCUAUUAUAAAUGUUUUAGGAAUUAGUUGAUUUAAUGGAAUGAAAACAUAAAAACAUCUAACAUCCUAAGUUGACAGUAUGUUAUAACAAAAAAUCUAUAUUAUUUUAACACACAAUUUUGAAAGAAAGGGUUAAAGGCAGCUCAAGGUUUCUUGCUUUUCAAGGUGUACAAAGUGAAUUCCUAAUAAAACUGAUAGCCUUGUGGUAGAGCGUUCGCUUCCAGUGCGGGAGGUCUUGGGUUCAAACCCCGGCUGAGUCAUGCCAGAGACUAUAAAAGUGUGAAUCUAUCCUUUCUGCUUAGCGCUCAGCAUGAGAAUAGGAUUGAUAUCUUAGGCGGUUGUCUAGUUGAGCGAUUGCUGUGCUUCCACGACUUUCGUAGCUCAAAUGGGAGCUUUAAAUGCGCUAGGACCCCCUUCGCAGGACCCUCGUUGAUAGCAGUACCAAUAGGAACUGAAGAGGCUAUCCUGAGAAAAUAAUAGUACUAAUGAUAA
This is a messenger RNA of Hydractinia symbiolongicarpus, 3825 nucleotides long. RefSeq lists its product as uncharacterized. Bases 2141 to 2563 code for a protein of 140 amino acids. NCBI's taxonomy places the organism in Eukaryota, Metazoa, Cnidaria, Hydrozoa, Anthoathecata, Hydractiniidae. The transcript has 8 exons. The record is from RefSeq and is a predicted model, not a curated record.